Porites evermanni is the source of this 3222-nucleotide messenger RNA. Lineage: Eukaryota; Metazoa; Cnidaria; Anthozoa; Scleractinia; Poritidae. The record is from the annotation of a GenBank genome assembly.
AUGGAAGAAACAGAGCUUUACUUUGCUUUUGGGUCAAAUCUGAGCGCAAGAAAAAUGCGGGAACGCGGCACUAGGUUCAUCUCUCGCGAAAGCGCAGUACUUCGAGGAUUUCGCGUCGUAUUUAGCAUAUGGAAAGACGAUGGCUUUGGUUAUGCUAAUAUUAUCCCAGAUAAGGAGUCGACCGUUUAUAGUGCCUUGUACAUCUGUUUAAAAGGAAGUUUAGCCAAGUUAGAUGAACACGAAGCAGGGAGGCUUCGGAGAGUGAACGUACAGGUGGAAAGAAAAAGCGGCGAAAUCGUGGAUGCGACAGCGUAUCAAGCGUGUGAAGAGUAUGUUAAAGAGGGGCUAAAACCGAGCCAAAUUUAUCUCAAUGAGAUACUUGAAGGAGAGGAUCUUAUUCCUAAAGAAUAUGCUGACUACUUUAGAAACUUCUUGUGUGACAAAAUUGAGAAGUAAAGACUGACGAAAUCUUUUUAAUUCAGUCAAAACUUAUAGAAAACUCAAGAGAACAUAGAGCUUUGAAGUUUAUCGAUCCGUGUAAUGGAUUGACUUAUUAUUGUAUUUAAAUUGCAAAAUUUUAAUCCCGUUUAUGUUUUGAGUGGUGAGCUGCUGGGAGUUACUUGGUCAGUUAGGGAGGUACCAUUAGAAAAGUGAUGGGGGGUGUGGUGGGGGUUUUCUGGCCCGCAAGAACUUUUUUCUGGCCGAUUGCCUGUGCAAUAACGACCCACAAGAGUCAUCGCUCGGCUAUAUUACAAAGAUUUGUUCUUCUUCAAACGUAAUAAGGUAAUAUAAUAUUAAAGUAAACCGUUUACGUGCCAUUGAAGAAAAGUCGCCAAACCUCCAGCAAUGCUCUUUUUCUCUCGGUCAUCUUUCUGAUAAAACUUACGAUCAAAACAAUGAAAAGCCUCGCCGAGAGGGUCAAAAGCGUUUUCUUUGAUCCCUGGUUUACUUAAAAUUCCUUAACAAGGCUUGCACUUCUAAUUGUCGGAAUUUCUCCUUCGUGAGUUUAUCAGAUGAUAGGUGCAUGAUCUCACGGACAUGCGCAGUACGUUAUUCAUCCCUGUCAGUUUACCCGUACAAAACGGCAUCGUAGUCAUGCAAAGCAACGCACAUUACGCACAUUUAGGGCCCGAGAAGCAUUUUUCAAGUCGGUUUAGUAGCAAACGGGAUUCUCGUUUCUGUCGACAUUGGGACUGGAUUUUAAGGUUAACUAGCGUAAUGCGUCGCGCGAGAAAGCGACUAACACAUCAGGCUAAAUUAUGGGUUAGAAUUUUGCUUUGACUCUUUCUUGUUACAUGCAAUACCUGAAUGAUAAAUUCUCUCUGACAUCAAAUGUCAGACGAGCUAUGCCAUAGGGAUUUACACGUUUUUUCCGUCAAAAGUGGCUCAAAAUAAAAUUGCCGCCUAUCUACCUUCUCCACAUAAAUGUACACUAAAUGUUAUAUCUAAGAGGAAAGUAUAAAGGGAAUUUUAGCAGAAAAAUAGCCUAAAGGACGUUUCUGUAUGAGGUAGCAGAAUUCCUUCAAGUUUAAAACAUUCGUUUGGUCAUCAGAGUAAACUUCAAGUUAAAUAAGUCACCAGUGCGAACAAUCCAAUAAAAGCGCAGUUUCUGAUUAUAAACCCUUACUAAUGGUCUCCAGCCAACCCUACCCUACCCUACCUUAUACUACUACCAACCCUACUAAGCACGCGCCAUAUCUAGUUCAGUCACACACAUAAUAGGGGUAACGCCUUUGAAGGUUUUUUUUUAAUUAAUUGUUUUUGCUGACAACGUUUUAUCCCAGGCAAGAUCAGGCAGAAGGGCAUAAAUCUCAGCUCUCUAUGGAAGUUUAGGACCACUUUUUAUAAUAUCGACGUAAGGGAGCUUGACCAACGACGACGGCGACGACAACGAGAACGGCAACAAAACAAUAGGCUUAGACAAGAGAGAAUGAGCUAGAUCAAUCUCUCUUGGUUUAGAUUGGCAAAACAACAAGGCUUUACAUGUGUAUCUUGCUUUUUUCUACAUUUCCUUGCCGUCGCUGCACUACUACAACGUGAAAGUGCUUAAUUUCACGUUUUGUCGAGGGCGUGAACGAAGACAACGACUUUCAAUUUCUUUUCCUGAACUUUGAUACAGUCUUUAAAAAUUCAACUCCAGAAAAAUUCGCCGUCGUUGUUGCUUAAGUUCAAAUUCAUUUUGCAAUGAUUGUCAAUGCCUCCCUAUUGACAUCGGGGACGAUAUCGUAAUGUAUAUACUUUGGCAAAUUCAUUUACCAAGACGCAAAUCUUUUUUAACCCCUCCCUAUUAUUGAUACCGGAUAUAGAAGAGGUCCCUCUCAAAACUUAAAAUAAAUUAAUACACGGCCCCAGGGGUUUAAUAGAUCUUUUAGGGUAUAGGUCAGUUUAGGGGAAGGAACGUCGUCCCUUUAUUUAAACUUCCUUUGUACCCCUUAGGAAUUAAUUAACUAGGAACCUCAAAAGGGCAUACAGCCGGGAAACGUACUGUUUUUCAAGGAAUAUAUGUAAAAUAUGUCAUGUGACAAAAAAUAUUCGGGAACUGGUAGCCUGCGUAGCAAGCGUUUCCAGUCGAGUUACAGCGCGAAAUUUGGAGUUUUUUUGCUCUCGUUCCAGUUUUCUCGACGAACUCGCGCGGAACCGCUUGCUACGCAGGCUAGGGAACUGGGGAAGGUUGUCCAUUUUAAUCAUGCAAAGACUGAAGCUGGUUUGUGUGCUUUCAUAUUUGCUGGAAGCUGAAUUACUUAUAACAGGUAGACAAAGAUACAGCCAAAUCUCUAUUAACCGGACACCAGCGCAUUUCCAGAGCUUCUGACGUUUAAUAGGUGAAGUCGCAGCAACGGAAUGAGACCAUGAAAACCACAGGAUUUGCUUUACCUGGUGUGCGUCUCUCAAAACUGCGAGAAACGUUACAUGCCUAAACAUAAUUUUUCAAGUUUGUUUUCUAGCACUUGGGAUUAGCUUUUCAGACAAACCUUUCCAAUUCAUUUCUCUAUUUUACAGCCGGCGCUUUCCUAAAAAUAGUCAAAAAAUACUAGAAAUCCGACUUCAUUUCAUGAACAAAGUUCACGUAAAAUAGUCUUUCGGGAAUUUCGAGAAAUGCGGACCUGUGAUAUAAACGUAGAUCCGUGAUUUAAACGCCGGAAGCAGCGGGAGAAAAACCCCUGGUAUCCAUUGCUUGCUUUAACAGUAACGUCUUACCUCAUGUAUGAGUAUUUUAUGUAA